Messenger RNA from Conger conger (European conger), 1677 nucleotides. Its product is annotated as voltage-dependent calcium channel gamma-7 subunit-like. Bases 126 to 1178 code for a protein of 350 amino acids. The record is from RefSeq and is a predicted model, not a curated record. Gene Ontology annotation, cellular component: AMPA glutamate receptor complex; postsynaptic density membrane. Lineage: Eukaryota; Metazoa; Chordata; Actinopteri; Anguilliformes; Congridae. Gene Ontology annotation, molecular function: voltage-gated calcium channel activity; channel regulator activity. Gene Ontology annotation, biological process: transmission of nerve impulse; positive regulation of synaptic transmission, glutamatergic; neurotransmitter receptor transport, postsynaptic endosome to lysosome. The transcript has 6 exons.
GAGAGAGAGAGAGAGAGAGAGAGAGAGAGAGAGAGAGAGAGAGAGAGAGAGACCGCAAAAUCUGCCAAGCCUUCCUGGUGCGAGGAUCUAGCCUUCUCUCGACACCAGUCUGUCGUUAAGAAACGAUGAGCUCGUGCAGUAGCCGGACCCUCACACUCCUGUCCUCUGUGUUUGGGGCCUGUGGCUUGCUGCUGGUGGGCGUGGCCGUCUCCACUGACUACUGGCUGCUGAUGGAGGAGGGCAUUGUGCUGCAGCAGAACCAGACCACAGAGGUGAAGAUGGCCCUCCACUCUGGCCUCUGGAGGGUCUGCUUUGUGGCCGGAACAGAGAAAGGGAGGUGUGUGGCCUCAGAAUAUUUCACCGAGCCUGAAAUAGAGAUCACGACUGAGAACACUGCAAACAUACUGAAAAUGGUCCGGACAGCCACGCCCUUCCCCAUGGUGUCCCUGCUCUUCGUCUUCACCGCCUUCGUCAUCAGCAACAUCGGCCACAUCCGGCCGCAGCGCACCAUCCUGGCCUUCGUCUCCGGAAUCUUCUUCAUCCUGUCGGGGCUGAGUCUGGUGGUGGGGCUGGUGCUGUACAUCUCCAGCAUCAACGACGAGGUGAUGAACAGGCCACGCGAGCCAGAGCUCUUCUUCCACUACCACUACGGCUGGUCCUUCGCCUUUGCCGCCAGCUCCUUCCUGCUGAAAGAGGGGGCAGGGGUCAUGUCGGUGUACCUGUUCAUGAAGCGCUACGCCGAGGAGGAGAUGUACCGGCCACACCCAGCCCUCUACCGCCCCCGCCUGUCCGAGUGCAGCGACUACAGCGGGCAGUUCCUGCACCCCGAGUCCUGGCCGCCCCCCCAGAGGGGCCGCAGCGCCUCUGAGGUCUCCAGCGACAUCUCCAUCCAGCUGAACCAGACGCCCCCGCCCCCAUCCAAAAACAACCCCCAACAGAUUCCCCCCGCCGGGGUCAUAGCAGCGUCUUCGGGCUCCUCGUCCGGGGCCAGCUACAAACUGCCCCCUCCCUCCUCCUACCCCCACUCCCACGCCCUCCACCCCACCCACACCCUGUCUCACGUCCCGCCCUCCCACUCAACCAGCCCGCCCCAGGCCCUGCCAUUGGCCAUGCCCCCCUCGGCUGUGCCGCCUCCCCACUACCACGCGCACCUGCGUAUGAGCGCCUCCCCCUGUUAGAUGGAAGGAUUGCGGGAUGACACACAUACUGUGUUUAAUGCGGUGUAAUGCAUUGAACAGAGCCCCUCACACCCACACGCACACACAGGGAGGGAGCCAGGUUGACUGAAUCAUUGAAAGCAGGGUUAGAUGAGGAUUGAGAUGUGUGAUAUAUGUGCACAAAACAAGAGCAUAAAUUUUAACUUGCUUUUAGGAAGCAGCAGAGAGAUGGGAUACAUUAUUAUUUAUGACUGAGAAAGAAAAAGCAGGGUAAGAAAGGAGAACACACAGGGAUAAAACAAAGAAGGGGACAGGAGGUAUAUAAUAUAAUUAUAUGAAAUAAAAUAAUAUUGUAUAUGCAUAUAGAUUUCUACAUAUACUGUAUGUAAACUUGCUGUAGUUAUUAACUUUAAGACUGUCAUGUAAUUAAUUUCAUUCAUCCUUGAAUUCUUAAAACUGUCUUUCUUCUUAUGUCUUUCCAUUUCUUAUUUUCAUAUAAAAUUACAUUUAUGAAUAUGAA